Molecule: messenger RNA, 888 nt
Organism: Acanthosepion pharaonis
Lineage: Eukaryota; Metazoa; Mollusca; Cephalopoda; Sepiida; Sepiidae
Source: the annotation of a GenBank genome assembly
AUGGUGAUAGAGGUACUAGUAGUUGACUUGGAGAUUUUUCUUCUUCUCUUUUCUUUCGUUCGAUACUUUGUUCUACUCUCCAUCAGCCGAAUUCUUUCAUUUCAUUUCUUUAUGCUUUUUCAAAUUUUUCGCUUCAUCUUCGCAGUUUUCUUUCUUAUUUAUUUUUGUUUUCGCGUCUGUUUUUUUUUUUCAUUACAAAUUCUAUUUCAUUUGUUUCCCCAUCUCUUUUUUUCUUUCUUUCUUUUGCGAUUUUCUCCUACAUUUUUGAUUAUUUCUUCCUUUCUAUUUUUCUUUCUUUUUUUAUUCUCUUCUUCGCACUUCCUUCAUUUAUUUCUUUCUUUUGCAAUUCUCUUUCACUCUUUUUUCAAUCACCUCUUUGCAUCUUUUCCUUUUGCCACUACUUUUCCUUCAUUUUUCUCCCGACUCUUUCUUUCUUUCUUUCUUUCUUUUAGCAUUCUCUCCCCUACAUUAAUUUUCUCUCUCCUCUUCCCUUUUUCUUUCUUUAUUUUUCCUCUCCAUUCACUCUUUUACUUGAUUAUUUCUUCUUUUCUUUCUUUCAUGUGCAUCUCUCUUUCUCUCAUUUUUCACCUCUUUCUUUCUUUUUCUCUCGUUUUAGCAACACUUUCUUUCUUUUUUCAGUUGUCUUUCUAUCAUUUUUUCAUUAUCCAUUUUUUCUUUCUCUCAUUUUUCAUUAUCUCUUUCUUUCAUUUGAAUCUCUCUUUCUCUCAUUUUUCAUCGCCUCUUUCUUUCUUUUUCAACUCUCUUUCUCUCAUUUUUUUCCAUUUGUUUCUGUUAUUCCUUCUUCCUUUUUCACUCUUCUGUAGUUUCUUUUCUUUUCAUACACUCAUUCGUUAUAUAUUUCCCACCUUCCUCUCGCUUUUUUUUUAA